AAUAUGUAACACUGCGUAACUUAUUUUUGUAAGCUUUAUCAUAAUUAUUAUCACAACAGAUCGAUAUCAUAACUAUUUCUUUAAUAAAGAUCAGUUUUUGAUAAUAGCUGACAUAAUUAACAAUUAAGAUAUUUUGUCUACUUCGUAAAGUAUUAUUUUGUCAAUCAUAAUGAAUAAACGUCGCUCAUCAUCUAAAGAAAAGGAUCCAGUAGUUUUGAGCUAUGAAAAUUUUCUUUUGCAUGAAUCUGAUGUCCGUUUACUUUUAGAUGAUCAAUGGUUAAAUGAUUCUAUACUAGGAUUUUACAUGGAAUAUUUAAAUACUGAUGUAUUUAAAAAUAAUCCUAAAGUAUAUUUUGUUAGCCCUGAAAUUGUGCAGUGUAUUAAAGAAUGUAAUGUUGAUGAUAUAGCUGUGUUUUUAGAUCCUUUAGUGAAGGAUAAAAAAUAUUCAUUCAUAUUUUUUCCUUUAAACGAUCAAGAACAAUUGCAAUCAGUUGGAGGUACACACUGGUCUUUAGUAGUGUAUGGAACACAAGAUAAACGACUGUUCCAUAUGGACUCUAUAUGGGAUUCAAAUGAAAAGCAAGCUAGAAAAUUGGCAUUGAAAUUAAAAUUUUAUUUUAAAGAUAUAAUAGAUAUCAUAACACCUUUGCCAACUAGACAACAAGAAAAUAGUUUUGAUUGUGGAAUUCAUUUGAUAUGCAAUGCUGAGAAUGUUGCUCAUUACGUAUGUGCAAAUUUAGAUAUUCGAGAUGUUGACCCAAUUGAUGUAGAAGAUCUAAAAAAUAAACGUAGUGAUUUAGUUAAGUUAAUAUAUAAAUUAGCUAGACGAAAAGAAUCAACUUAGUAUAUAAUAAUUUAAAUUGUAUACAAAUAAUGAUUUUUGUUCCUACAAGGUUGCUUAUUAAUUAAUACUUUUUAACUUAUAUUUUAAUGUAUAGAACUAUAUUUUUUAAGAAAAACUGAAAAAAAUUCUUUUUAAUUAACACCAGCAGAUCUAUAAAUUAUAUAAUACUAAACCUAGUUGUAAUUUUUGAUUCACAUAAUACUAAAAAAAAAUUAUGCUAUUAUAAAUGGAUGAUAAUUUUUUCACACUUAAAUCUGUAAAAAACUAUUUAUUUUUAGUGUUUUUGACGUUUUUUUGUUUGAGUUUAUUUAAAAAAAAGUACUAUACAUUUUUAAUGUGUCAUUUAUAUUAUAAAUAUAAUUAUGUAUAUUGGCUCAGUACACGCAAAAAAUUCAAAUUAUUAAUUGGAUUACUAGAGGAUAAAAAUAAUUUAAAAAGUCUUCAUCUAAAAAGAUAAUUUUUAUUUUUUGUUUUAUGUUGUAACAUACUCAAUGUAUUCUUGUAUUUGUUAAUUUUAUUAAAUUAAUUAUAUUGCUAGAGAUUGUUA
This is a messenger RNA of Daktulosphaira vitifoliae (grape phylloxera), 1391 nucleotides long. Its product is annotated as sentrin-specific protease 8-like. Gene Ontology annotation, molecular function: cysteine-type peptidase activity; deNEDDylase activity. Lineage: Eukaryota; Metazoa; Arthropoda; Insecta; Hemiptera; Phylloxeridae. Bases 170 to 844 code for a protein of 224 amino acids. Gene Ontology annotation, biological process: proteolysis. The transcript has a single exon. The record is from RefSeq and is a predicted model, not a curated record.